ACUCACGUUUCUCUUUCUUCCUGUCUGGCUGGAAAGAUGGCGUCCCGUAAGGAAGGCGCCGGCUCUACCGCCACCUCUUCCAGCUCCACCACCGGCGUGGUAGGGAAGGGCAAAGGCAAAGGCGGCCCUGGAGAUUCGGCCGUGAAGCAAGUACAGAUAGAUGGCUUGGUAGUAUUAAAGAUAAUAAAACAUUAUCAAGAAGAAGGACAAGGAACUGAGGUUGUUCAAGGAGUGCUUUUGGGCCUAGUUGUAGAAGAUCGGCUUGAAAUUACCAACUGCUUUCCUUUCCCCCAGCACACAGAGGAUGAUGCUGAGUUUGAUGAAGUCCAGUAUCAGAUGGAAAUGAUGCGGAGCCUUCGCCAUGUAAACAUUGAUCAUCUCCAUGUGGGCUGGUACCAGUCUACGUACUAUGGCUCGUUUGUCACCCGGGCGCUUUUGGAUUCUCAGUUCAGUUACCAACAUGCCAUUGAAGAAUCUGUUGUUCUUAUUUAUGAUCCUAUAAAAACUGCCCAAGGCUCUCUCUCUUUAAAGGCAUACAGAUUGACUCCUAAACUAAUGGAAGUUUGUAAAGAGAAGGAUUUUUCCCCUGAAGCAUUGAAAAAGGCAAAUAUCACCUUUGAGCACAUGUUUGAAGAAGUGCCGAUUGUAAUUAAAAAUUCACAUCUGAUCAAUGUCCUAAUGUGGGAGCUUGAGAAGAAGUCAGCUGUAGCAGAUAAACAUGAAUUGCUCAGCCUUGCUAGUAGCAAUCAUUUGGGGAAGAAUCUACAGUUGCUGAUGGACAGAGUGGAUGAAAUGAGCCAAGACAUAGUAAAAUAUAACACAUACAUGAGGAAUACUAGUAAGCAACAGCAGCAGAAACAUCAGUAUCAGCAGCGUCGUCAGCAGGAGAAUAUGCAACGUCAGAGUCGAGGAGAACCCCCACUCCCUGAGGAAGACCUGUCCAAACUCUUUAAGCCACUUCAGGCUCCUGCCAGGAUGGAUUCGCUACUCAUUGCAGGCCAGAUUAAUACUUACUGCCAGAACAUCAAGGAGUUCACCGCCCAAAACUUAGGCAAACUCUUCAUGGCCCAGGCUCUUCAAGAAUACAACAACUAAGAAAAUGAAGUUUUCAGAAAAGGAGUAUCGUGGACACUUGAGAUUACUCUAGGGCAACAUUUGGAAGAAUUUGUAUUUGCAUAUUGAAAAGCACAGAGGAUUCCUUGCUGUCUUUGGCUAUAAUGUCUUUCUAACUAAUAAUAAAUUAAAAAAAAAAAAAAGAAUCAACUGCUUGUUCAUUUGGUUUCACACAUAUUUUAUCUAUCCUGUUUUUACUUUGUUUAUAGUUGUCUAUUUCCAUAGAUAAAACACGUCCUCCAGCAGGUUCAGACCUGCAAGCUCUACUACUUUGCUCCUCUCAAGUGCUACAUUUUGGCCACAUGGUCCGGGGCUGCCUAUUCCAUCUCCCAUCUGGAGACCCUGGCACCUGCAGUGAAUUUUUAUACUUCCUGGUUUCCAGAUGCUUCCCUGAAUCCCAGGUUUUAUACACUUGCCCUGACACUCUUUGUCUCCGGGAUGGGAUCACUUGUCUCAUUUCUCCCAUUAGUCUAUCUUUUUAUUCUUCAAGAAACCAUUUCCAUACUCAUAGAAUAUGCACAGGAAUAUUUUUUAAAAAUUGUUUCACCAGAGGACCAUGUUUUAUAAGAAAAUGAGAUUCAUUUUGUAUACAUUAUUAUAUUUAGGAUUUCAUAUCUUUUCAUAACACAAAAUACAGUUCUGCUAACAGCAAGUGUUGUGAAUGGGGAAGGAGAAAUUGGUAGGACAGUAGUACAUUGAAAAAGAUAUAAUAUUAUAUUUGAAAGAUUAUUAAAGAUCCCAUGUUUUUGUAACAAAAUUAGGUAGAUACACUAGCUGGUGGGGGUGCCGUUUAUAAGACUGUCAGAUGGCAGUUCUUGAGGCAGAUUAUCAAAAAAGGAAUGGAUAAAGAGUAAGGAAAGUUAAGAAAUCCUUAUUUUCAACAUUGUUUUAAAGAUAACACUAAGGCUAUAGGAUCAUGAAGCUAGAUUGAAUUGUUUAACUUCUCUGUUGCUUAUCCACAUGAGAUGAAAAUAUUACUUUAUGGGAUGGUUCUGAGCAUUAAGUUCACUGAAGGUUGGGAUACAGCAAGUAGGACAGUAGUUGGUGCAUAGCAGGUAUUCAUUAUAUAUUCAUGACAAGAGGCACAUGCUAGGCAAUCCAGGUUAUGGGGUUAUUUGUUGGGUCUUGCUUUUUUUUUUUUUUUAAAGCUUGGGUCAUGAAUGUUCUAGAUUCUAAGUACUUGCUCACUUACAUAAUUAUUUUCCUAGUAUAAAUUUAUAGAAGCAGAUUUACUGGUCCAAGAAUAUAAAAUUUUAAGGCUUUUUACUUAAAUUGCCUUCAAGAAAAAGUCUGUUGGGGCUGAGGCUGUUGGGGCUCAGUGGUGAAGCCUUUGCCUAGCGUGAGGGAGGUUCUGGCCUCACCCCCUAGCAGUGCAGUAAACAAAACAAAACAAACCCCCCCCCCCAAAAAAAAAAAGGAAAAAAGAAAGGCUCUCCUGAUUUGCACUCCUACCUAUAAUGAUUUCUUAUCUGAGUCAACAGAGGGAAUGUAUUGAUAAACAAAACCAGAAAUAGUUCUUGCCCUUGUGGACUAUGUACUCUGAUUGGUUCAUUUCCCUCCAUUCUAAUUUCCUGGAUUCAGAAUUUUAUUUUAGAGUUAAAGCACUCAAGAGAGAAAAAUAGAAUGAAAGUCGGUUCAAAUGUAACCUUAAUUACUAUUUUUCUCAUGGUGUGAGAGUAAUUUUUACAGCUGAUUCAAUUAAUGUUUUCUUAAAGUUGUGAUUCUUUUUAUGAUACCUUAAGAUUGUCUAGAUUCCUAUAACUCAGUAAUGUCUGAGUACACGCUUAAUGGAUGAUUUCAGUAAUUUUUGAUUAGAAAUUACGAAUGUGGGAAAAACUGCCAAGAAAAACAUCAGUGAAAAUUAAAUUGCCACAUAUUGUAUGUAUUCUUACAAAAUAGCUUUUGUUCAGCAUUUGAUUUGAGUGUUAUAUUCUGACAUCUUUCAGGGAAAAAUACAUGUGGUUCAUCUUCUAUACAUAUUUGCAGUUGUUUUUUUUCAAGGUGAAAUGAGAAAAUCUCAUGAACCAAGUACUAGGUCUAAUAAGUCAUUCACUUAUCUAAGAGAAAAAGGCAAGAACAACUAAAUGGGAGAUUGAGUGUUAAGAACUAAGAAUAUAAAACACAUUCGAUAGUAACCCUAUAAUCAUUAUAAUACUUUACAAAAUGUUAGAAAACAGCAUUUUUUUAAAAGUUUUCAGUGGAUACAACAUCUUUAUUUUUUCAUGUGGUGCCGAGGAUCGAACCCAGCCCCCCACGUAUGCCAGGCGAGCGCACUACCACUUGAGCCACUUCCCCAGCCCCUAGCAUUGUCUUAAUCUUAAAUGAAACUAUCUAAGAGAAUACACCUGCUUUAGCCUACUUGAAAUGCCCUGUUUUUAAAAUUCAUUUUCAAAUUUAUAUAUGCUCAGAUUAUAAAUGUUCAUAUUUAUAGGACACAAGGGUGAAAUACAAUGCAAAAUGACCAAAUCAAGCCAAUAAUGUGUCACCUUAAACAUUUAACAGGAGAACAUUUGAGAUCCACCCUUCUGGUGAUUGAAUUAUAUAAUAUUCAGCUAUUAGCUGGAUUCACCACACUGAGUAAUAUCUAUUAAAACAACAACAACAACAACAAAAUCCCUGACUGAGACUUUUGUGCCUAUGGCUUUGGUUUUCCUAUUCUCUAUUCCUCAGCUUCUGGUAACCACCAGUCUGCUGAGUUCAGUUGUUUUGGAUUACAAAGACAAGUAAGAACACGUAGUAUUUGUCUUUCUAUGUUGCUUUAUCUUAUAAAGCAUAUGUGCACUGAUUCCAUUCAUGUUUGCAAAUGAUAGGAUCUCUUCCUUUUUUAAGGAAUUUUUUUGUUAAGUAUUCCAUUGUGUAUAUUUACCACAUUUUUCUCUGUCCAUUCAUUCAUUCAUGGACUUUUAGAUUGAUUCCAUAAUGUGGCUAUAGCAUAUAAUGCUAUAGUGAACAUGUGUGGGCAGAUCCCUCCUCAACAUACUGAUUUCAAAUAUUUUGGGUAAGUACCCAGAAGUAGGAUUGUUGUAUCCCCUUAUUCUUUUAAUAUGAAUGUAAACUUAAAAGUUUCCUUCUAUUUUUGGAAGCUUGGAAGUUGAGAUAUGGUUAUCUAAUAUUAAUUAAUGGAGCUUGAUGUUUCUCAUAGCAUCUACAUAUUUAAAUGUUUGUAUCUUCUAAAAUGCUACUACAUUGUACUGCUAUGGUUUUGUAACAGCCUUUAGAAAGCUUUUGUCAACUUCUCUUUCAAACCAUGUUGGCAUUGAUUCUGGUAUAUGGAUACCAGAAUGUUAUGUUUAGGGGAAAAAUAAAAUGCUUAUUUUAAUUGUAAAGUAAACAUUUCUCAAAUUAUGUAAUA
Molecule: messenger RNA, 4465 nt
Organism: Marmota monax (woodchuck)
Lineage: Eukaryota; Metazoa; Chordata; Mammalia; Rodentia; Sciuridae
Gene: Eif3h
Product: eukaryotic translation initiation factor 3 subunit H
Exons: 8
Coding region: 37-1095 (352 amino acids)
Cellular component (GO): cytosol; cytoplasm; eukaryotic translation initiation factor 3 complex
Molecular function (GO): translation initiation factor activity; protein binding; metallopeptidase activity
Source: RefSeq, a predicted model, not a curated record